Nylanderia fulva is the source of this 2161-nucleotide messenger RNA. RefSeq names its product mitochondrial ribonuclease P catalytic subunit (gene mldr). The record is from RefSeq and is a predicted model, not a curated record. Gene Ontology annotation, biological process: mitochondrial tRNA 5'-end processing; tRNA 5'-leader removal. Gene Ontology annotation, cellular component: mitochondrial ribonuclease P complex; mitochondrion. NCBI's taxonomy places the organism in Eukaryota, Metazoa, Arthropoda, Insecta, Hymenoptera, Formicidae. Gene Ontology annotation, molecular function: ribonuclease P activity; protein binding.
AGACAUACAAAUUUUACUUGAAAAAUUCAUAUUUUUCUACUUGUUAUCAUUAUCUAUAUUUUCUUCAACUUGACAGAUCCCCCAAUUUUAGGUUACACAGACAUAUCGGAAAAACAUGACGUAUUCUUUAGGGUGCGUUCAAAAUUUUACUCAAGAAUGCACAAAUGAAUUAACCAAUCAGAUCACUUUGUCAGGGAGCGUACUAGUACACGCAGCCGCUCUCUUGUUUCUCUCUGGUGAAAUGUUUUUGUGUUGUAUGUGGAUAUGUUUGAUAAAACGUGCGAGAAGAUACGAAAUAAAUGUCAGUGUUUCGCAGAAUAUCGACCACUAUGGUCUUGGCACCGUAAGGUUCAUAAAAAUCCAUAUUUUGUGCCAGACCAAGUUCCUAAUACUAGAAAAGCUGUCCCUUUAAACUAUAUUAUCUCAAAAAAUCCGGAUAUCUGCGACAAGAUAAAAGAAGACAUUCCAAAUAUUGAAUGGUCAAGCAUACGAGAAGGAUUUCUUCAAAUUCAACAAAUUACUUCAACCAUCGUAGAUACCACAAUUAUGGACGUGUGUCUCGUAAAUCUUCAAGUGGAGAAGGCUAUUACAUAUUUUAAAUUUCUGAGAGAAAAUAAUUAUCCUUUGAAUGUGGCAGUGAUCGGAAAGUUUCUGAGAUUAUACGUUUUAAAACGCGACUUCUUGACCGAUAGAGAUAAAAUAGAAAUUGUAGAAACAUAUGAGGCUUUAAGAAAGCAGCAUCCAUAUUUGGAUUCUGUUACAGCUGAACAUUGUAUAGCGAGUUUGUGCUUAACAGAUCAGUGGGAAAAAGCACAAGAACUAAUAGAAAUGAUAAAAGUUACUACCGAUCCAGGUCAAGCUGUGUAUUCUGUAUUAGCUGGCGCCGCAUUUAGAAAUAAAAAACCCGAUAUUGCAUGGAAAGCAUUAUUAGAAAUAACAUUACGUAGAUUAAUUCCACAAGAUGUAGUAUAUAAGUCGCAUCUGCAACAUUGCAAAUCAGAAGGAACAGAGAUUUUUAACGAGAGAAUGGAGGAGAUGUUUAAAUUUUGGGCUGAACACAGCAUGCUGCCAUAUAAUAGAAUUAUGAAUGAAUAUAUUAAUGCAGCUACCGAAUGUGGCUGGUCUGUAGAACCCACAAAUAUUUCCGCUACAGGGAAAUGUAGUCAUUGUGGUCAUUCCUUGUUGAAGAUAACAUUCAGCGAUAAGAAUUUUCAGGAUUUAGUUGAGUCUGUGAUGAACAGGGUGAUUAUAGGAUCGGAUAUUUUCCACAAAACUAAUCCAUAUGAAUUAGAAAGAUUUAAAAAAUUUAUUCAUACUACUAAACCUUAUGACAUAGUAAUUGAUGGACUAAAUGUGACUUAUAUUCAAAAGAACAGUCCUGCCCCGCCUGGGUUAAAAGGGUUGAUUAAAGUGGUUGAAUACUUUAGCAAACGUGGAAAAAAGAUACUUGUGUUAACACGUAAACAUCAGAGAAAGCAGCCUACUUUUAAGUAUAUAGAACAGCAUGCACGUGUUUUGACAGACAAUUUGUCUGCUGAUGAUCCUUAUUUAAUUUACGCAACCAUGGCAAGUGAAAAUGCAAUGUUUGUGUCUGUGGAUUUAAUGCGGCAACAUAAGCACUCCUUGAAAGAUCUGAACUUGCAAAAAGAAUUCAAGAAAUGGCAAUGCUCACAUCAGUAUUUUAUUAGGAAGGAAAAUGGGAAUUUACACAUCCAGGAACCUUCUGUUUAUGUACCAACUGCCCAGAAAAAUGGCGACUGCUGGCACGUGCCUUAUGUCAGCGAUAAUUCUACUAACGCAGAUUCGUUUGAAUUCCCAGACAAAUGGUACUGCUUCAAGUACGACAAAAAUAAAUAAAUGAACGUGAUAUUAGAUAUAUUAUCGAUGCUUAUAUAAAGGUAAAUCUUUUCUUUGCUGGAUUAUCAUCCUCGAAUAUGUAUACACAGUACCAUGUUAAUUUUCACUAUAGUGAGAAUAUUCUUGUUUUAUUACAAAGGCAUAUUAGUAAUCCUAUUUAAAUUUAUCCAAAUCCUCGAGAUCUACAGCAACUGAUUUACUGAAUAUUUCUUUUAUCAACGUCCAUCAGAUAUCUUUAGAACAAUAUCAAUAAUACAUUUAUGUACAGGAUGUUUCUAAAUAAAAAGCGAAAAAUUUCAUGAGA